ACUUUUUAUAAACUACAAGGUGGAUUUAUGUAAUUAUCUUUUUAAUUCCUAAGCCGUGAGAAUCAAGCAAAAAUUUCCAUGGUUUCGUCACGUGAAAACCCCCAAAAUCAUUUCAUCACCGAAAACGUUACAUUUGGCAGGGUUUAUUACAGGGGUUUAUUUCAAUACGCAAUCUCUAGAAAGAAUCUACAGAUUUCGGAGCAAUUGAGGUGGAGAAAGAUGGUGGAAGCUCUUGACCUUUUUUUGAAGAUUGGGUUAGAUAAGCGCACUGCAGAGAACACCAUCGCCAACAAUAAAGUCACCACGAACCUUGUCGCUGUGAUUAACGAGGCAGCUGUUACUGAUGGAUGCGAACGGUCUACUGGCAAUCUUCUUUAUACAGUUGCUACAAAAUUUCCUGCCAAUGCCCUUGUGCAUCGUCCCAAGCUGCUGGAAUACAUUGUUUCUUCCAAGAUAAAGACUCCUGCCCAGGUAGAAGCUGCAUUUGCAUUUCUUACAGUCACUGGUUCAGAGGAUCUUGAAAUUAGUAAAUUUGAGGAAGCUUGUGGAGUUGGGGUUGAGGUCUCUCUUGAAGAUAUAGAAAAAACAGUUGAUGAAAUCUUUGAAGAGAAAAAGAGUGCAAUAUUGGAGCAACGGUAUCGAACAAAUGUCGGUGAUCUGUUUGCUCAUGUCAGAAAGAAGCAGCCUUGGGCAGAUCCAAAGAUUGUUAAGAACCUUAUAGAUUCAAAGCUAUAUGCUUUACUUGGUGAAAAGACUGCAGCAGAUAAUGAGAAGCCUGUAAAAAAGAAGAAAGAGAAGUCUGUUAAAGUAGAGGUCAAAAGUACCCCUGAAGAAACUCCUCAACAGACACCAUCUGAAGAAGAACUCAAUCCUUAUUUAAUAUUCCCUUCACCCGAGGAGAAUUAUAAGGUGCAUACAGAAGUAUUUUUCAGUGAUAGACCUGUGCUCAGAGCAUGCAAUUCCAAAGCAUUAUUAGAAAAACAUUUAAAGACAACAGGAGGAAAAGUUCUUACCCGUUUUCCACCAGAACCAAAUGGGUACCUACAUAUAGGUCAUGCAAAGGCUAUGUUUGUUGACUUUGGUCUUGCAAAAGAGAGAGAGGGUGGCUGCUACUUGAGGUAUGAUGAUACAAAUCCUGAAGCUGAGAAAAAAGAAUACAUCGAUCAUAUUGAAGAAAUUGUAGGAUGGAUGGGGUGGAAACCUUUCAAGAUCACAUACACGAGUGAUUAUUUUCAAGAACUGUAUGAUUUAGCAGUGGAGCUCAUCCGCAGGGGACAUGCCUAUGUGGAUCACCAGAGUGGUGAUGAAAUAAAAGAGUACAGAGAAAAAAAGAUGAAUAGUCCAUGGAGGGAUAGGCCCAUUUCAGAAUCACUUAAACUCUUUAAUGAUAUGAAAUGUGGGUUGAUUGAAGAAGGAAAAGCUACACUUAGAAUGAAACAAGAUAUGCAGAGUGACAAUUUUAAUAUGUAUGACCUCAUUGCGUAUCGAAUCAAGUUUACACCUCAUCCACAUGCGGGAGACAAGUGGUGUAUUUACCCAAGUUAUGAUUAUGCACAUUGCAUUGUGGAUUCUCUUGAAAAUAUCACACAUUCACUUUGCACACUUGAAUUUGAGACACGUCGUGCUUCAUACUACUGGUUACUAGACGCCCUAAGCCUUUACCAGCCUUACGUAUGGGAAUAUUCACGUUUGAAUAUAACCAACACAGUAAUGUCAAAACGCAAGUUGAAUCGGCUUGUGACUGAAAAUUAUGUUGAUGGAUGGGACGACCCUCGGUUAAUGACACUAGCUGGAUUGAGGCGAAGAGGUGUGACUUCAACUGCAAUAAAUGGUUUUGUUAGAGGAAUUGGGAUUACAAGAAGUGAUGGUAGUAUGAUACGUUUGGAACGCCUCGAGUAUCAUGUACGUGAAGAGUUAAAUAAAACAGCUUCGCGUACAAUGGUCGUCCUGCAUCCACUAAAGGUUGUUAUUACGAAUCUUGAGGGGAGUUUAGUAACAGAACUUGAUGCAAAGAAAUGGCCAGAUGCACCAGGGGAUAAUCCAUCUUCUUACUACAAGGUACCCUUUUCGAAAGUUGUUUAUAUCGAGCAAUCUGACUUUCGAAUGAAGGAUUCAAAAGACUAUUAUGGGCUUGCUCCUGGAAAGACUGUUCUACUCAGAUAUGCAUACCCCAUCAAGUGUAUGGAAGUAAUACUUUCUGAAGACAAACAGACUGUUGUUGAAGUACACGUUGAAUAUGAUCCAGACAAAAAGACAAAACCAAAGGGUGUUCUUCAUUGGGUUGCAGAGCCUUCUCCUGGAGUUGAUCCAUUAAAAGUGGAAGUCAGACUUUUUGACAAACUCUUUCUUUCUGAGAAUCCUGGAGAACUUGACAAGUGGCUUGAUGAUUUAAACCCGGAUUCCAAAGUGGUGAUACCAUGCGCAUAUGCUGUACCAUCUCUCAAACAUGCAGAAGUAGACGACAAAUUUCAGUUCGAAAGACUUGGUUAUUUUGUGGCUGAUAAGGAUUCAACACCGGAAAAGCUCAUUUUUAACCGGACGGUUACAUUGCGCGACAGCUAUGGAAAAGCUUGGAAGUAGUUGACUUUGUUACAGCUAAAUUUAUAAAAAUAGUUUUUUUUUUUUUAAAAAAAAAUCAUCUUUUUAAUGUAACUUUUUGAUGCUUAUGUUUAAAAUGGUGUCUUGUUAGUUGUUACUUGUUUACUAAAUUAGUAGUGAUGAUUGGUUUAUGUUCUCUAAAGUUGGUAAUAGUGAUCGAUCCACCUCUCUGUAAAGAACUUGCAAGAUUCAUAGACAUUUUGAAUCAUAGUUUUAUGAAUCGUAUUAUUUUGGAAAGUAGC
Molecule: messenger RNA, 2840 nt
Organism: Lactuca saligna
Lineage: Eukaryota; Viridiplantae; Streptophyta; Magnoliopsida; Asterales; Asteraceae
Source: the annotation of a GenBank genome assembly